CGCCGUUAAAAUGAAACUCUAGUGGCUGGAGUCAGGGCAGAGCGUGAGGGGAGCCGGCACAGGCGGGCUUGCUUGCAGCCCAGCGGGAGCGGCCAGCCGGGCAGAACUAGCUGGACUUUCCGACGGGCCCCCAUCCCGAGGCUGCGGCAGCUUCGGUUCCGAGCCUGACUGGAACGGAGCCCGAGUCCCGGCCCCUGAGGGGAUCGCUCUCUGCAGACCAGUGGGACCCCGAAACUUGAACGCAAUACCUACUCCCUUUUUAUGCCUUCCUUUGUCACUUCCUCACCUUUCUCCCAGCGCGUUCUUUUCCCCCCCUUUUCGUUCUCCCUCCCUCGAAGGACACAAAAGUGGCUGCCGAGGAAAGAUUUGGAGGCAGUGGGAGCUUUUCUCUUCGGAGAGCGACCGUGUGGAAAGGAUUUUUGGGAAGCAGCUUUCUAACAUCUCAGCCCUCCUGCCCCCCAAGCCUCUCUUUACCUCUCUGAGGAGAGAAAGCCCGUAGAUUGAAAGUUCGGGGGGCAUCUUGCUGGGUGCUGUAAGAGGAAAGUGGGGGAGGACCCCGUCCUCGUCCCGGUAGUUGGCUGGACUUGUACCGGCCGUUGGAAACCCCGAAGUGCAUUUCCGUGUGGGACUUUUAUAGAUCUAUAUUUUUAGAUUUUUAAAUAUCAGAUAAAAAAAAUAUAUAUAUAUAUAUGCUUUCUAUAUAUUUCCUGACGACCUGCCCCUGACAGCGCGAUGUACAAUACGGUGUGGAGUAUGGACCGCGAUGACGCAGACUGGAGGGAGGUGAUGAUGCCCUAUUCGACAGAACUGAUAUUUUAUAUUGAAAUGGAUCCUCCAGCUCUUCCACCAAAGCCACCUAAGCCAAUGACUUCAGCUGUUACAAAUGGAAUGAAGGACAGUUCUGUUUCUCUUCAGGAUGCAGAAUGGUACUGGGGGGAUAUUUCAAGGGAGGAGGUAAAUGACAAAUUACGGGAUAUGCCAGAUGGUACGUUCUUGGUCAGAGAUGCCUCAACAAAAAUGCAGGGAGAUUACACUUUGACUUUGCGGAAGGGAGGCAAUAAUAAGUUAAUAAAGAUCUAUCAUCGAGAUGGUAAAUACGGCUUUUCUGAUCCUCUGACAUUUAAUUCUGUGGUGGAGCUCAUUAACCACUAUCAUCAUGAAUCUCUUGCUCAGUACAAUCCCAAACUUGAUGUGAAGCUCAUGUACCCAGUGUCCAGAUACCAACAGGAUCAAUUGGUAAAAGAAGAUAACAUUGAUGCAGUAGGUAAAAAACUCCAAGAGUACCACUCUCAGUAUCAGGAAAAGAGUAAGGAGUAUGACAGGCUAUAUGAGGAAUAUACCAGAACAUCACAGGAAAUACAGAUGAAAAGGACUGCAAUAGAAGCUUUUAAUGAAACAAUUAAAAUAUUUGAAGAGCAGUGUCACACACAAGAACAGCAUAGCAAAGAAUAUAUUGAGCGAUUUCGCAGAGAGGGGAAUGAAAAGGAAAUUGAACGAAUUAUGAUGAAUUAUGACAAAUUGAAAUCACGUUUGGGUGAGAUUCAUGAUAGCAAAAUGCGUCUAGAGCAAGAUUUGAAGAAACAAGCUUUGGACAACCGAGAAAUAGAUAAAAAAAUGAACAGUAUCAAACCUGACCUGAUCCAGCUGCGCAAGAUCCGAGAUCAGCACCUUGUAUGGCUCAAUCACAAAGGAGUCAGACAGAAACGCCUAAAUGCCUGGCUGGGAAUCAAGAAUGAAGAUGCUGAUGAGACCUAUUUUAUCAAUGAGGAAGAUGAAAACCUGCCCCAUUAUGAUGAGAAAACCUGGUUUGUUGAGGAUAUCAAUCGAGUACAAGCAGAGGACUUGCUUUAUGGGAAACCUGAUGGUGCAUUCUUAAUUCGUGAGAGUAGCAAGAAAGGAUGUUAUGCUUGCUCUGUGGUCGCCGAUGGGGAAGUGAAGCACUGUGUGAUCUACAGCACUGCUCGGGGCUAUGGCUUCGCAGAGCCCUACAACCUGUACAGCUCGCUGAAGGAGCUGGUGCUCCAUUACCAGCAGACGUCCCUUGUUCAGCACAACGACUCCCUCAAUGUCAGGCUUGCCUACCCUGUCCAUGCACAGAUGCCCUCGUUCUGCAGAUAAAGAGGGAGUGGGAAGAGAGGUGGCUCUCUAGCAUUUUUUUCCUACAGUUUUUAUUAGACUAUGAGGGCAUUCUUUCUACGUAGACUGCUUGUUUUGCACAAGAAGUGAUCCUGUGAAUGUGGAGAGGCCGAGAAGCAGCCUGCCAGGAUGGGGGCGCAAGAAGCCUGAGCUUCUCUGAGACUCCGCUCUGCCGCUGCACCGACAUAGGGAGCUGGAAGCAGAUGUUGUUUUCUGGAAAGCCUAUUUCAUUGGGGUUUUUGUUUUGUUUAGCCAGGCACCCUCAGCAGAACGUAUUAGGUUUGAUGGGGGUGGGGGUUUAUAUCUGGAAAUCUCUGAAGAGUCCUUGUCCUCUUUUGGUCUUCGACUCUGAGAAUGUGGCAGGGGCACGGCUCUUUGGGGAGUUCUGUUUUGAUCUGGCGGUCUCUCUUCCUCCCCAAAAGAAGUCUGUUUUGGUUCUGUGGUAGAAUGGCAAUUGGUGAAAAAGACAACCAAAGGAAAACGAGGAGGCUUGAGAUUUCAUUUAGAGAAUCUUAGUCAAGGGGGUAAAAACACCUUCAACUGGAGGUACUUUAUUAACUAACACAAAUUAGGCGUCAGCAUCUCAGUGGCUCCUUCCUCUAAAGAAGCAUUAUGUUUAGAAACCAAAUUGAUCUCAGCAGAAUAAUAUUUGUUGCCAGACUAAGGUCUGAUGGAAAAGACAGCACUAGUAUCUGAAUGCACACUUCUGUACCAAAACUUGAAAGGAAAACUAGAAUUUGUUAGUUUUAGCAAACACUAAAAUUGGUCAGUGCAACUCCUUCUGCCCCACCCUUGUUUCUCAGAGAUGAGGAAUAGUGUUCUUUUUGUGGGCAUGGUGAGCUUUGAAUCAUAAAAUGAAGUUGGUGCUUGUGUGGUGUUUCCUUAAAAGAAUGAUCUAUUGUUUGAAACCUUUGUAACUUGUUUGUAUGAGUAAAGAAAAGGUGCAAUCCA
This is a messenger RNA of Leopardus geoffroyi (Geoffroy's cat), 3087 nucleotides long. RefSeq names its product phosphatidylinositol 3-kinase regulatory subunit gamma. Gene Ontology annotation, molecular function: 1-phosphatidylinositol-3-kinase regulator activity. The record is from RefSeq and is a predicted model, not a curated record. Gene Ontology annotation, cellular component: phosphatidylinositol 3-kinase complex. Gene Ontology annotation, biological process: insulin receptor signaling pathway; phosphatidylinositol phosphate biosynthetic process. NCBI's taxonomy places the organism in Eukaryota, Metazoa, Chordata, Mammalia, Carnivora, Felidae. The coding region runs from base 733 to 2118 and encodes 461 amino acids. The transcript has 10 exons.